This is a messenger RNA of Prunus armeniaca (apricot), 534 nucleotides long. The record is from the annotation of a GenBank genome assembly. Lineage: Eukaryota; Viridiplantae; Streptophyta; Magnoliopsida; Rosales; Rosaceae.
AUGGCUUUCAAGGGUUGCAAUGGCAAAUACCUCAGCGCCCAAAUGAUCAACAGAUGCCCGUAUCUGUUGUUCAAAUCUGAUGACUUGGGAGAUCUGAUAGUAGGGAACCAUCUCUCAGCCAAACCAGAAAGAAUCCUCCACAUAAUAUCCAUUUCCUUGUUCGAAAAAUGGAGGCUUACCAAGGAUGACUGGAUCUGCUCAGACUCAAAUAACUUCUCCCUCGAUGACUCUUACACAUUUUUUUGGCCACUCAAAGUCGAGGACAAUCUCAUUGCUCUCUACAGCAUGUGUAACAAAAAUUUCUGCAGGCCGAUUACUGCCGGCGAUGAUAUUACAAGCGGUCUCAUGGCUGACGUCCCCACUAUCCACGCUUCAUUAUCUGGUCUAAGAACUCAUCAAGCUCCACCUAAUUCUAGCCCUGGCAGUAUUGUUCCUGACACUGACAUUCCCACAUGUCAAAUUUGCAACAAGAAAGGCCAUGUAGCUGCUAAUUGUUAUCAAAGGCAUAAUCAACCCUCUGCUCCUACCUCAUAA